This is a messenger RNA of Cheilinus undulatus (humphead wrasse), 2623 nucleotides long. It is a transcript of the gene camkvb, whose product is annotated as CaM kinase-like vesicle-associated b. Gene Ontology annotation, biological process: peptidyl-serine phosphorylation. NCBI's taxonomy places the organism in Eukaryota, Metazoa, Chordata, Actinopteri, Labriformes, Labridae. Gene Ontology annotation, cellular component: intracellular anatomical structure. Bases 10 to 1299 code for a protein of 429 amino acids. The transcript is spliced from 10 exons. Gene Ontology annotation, molecular function: calcium/calmodulin-dependent protein kinase activity; ATP binding; calmodulin binding. The record is from RefSeq and is a predicted model, not a curated record.
GGUGCGGCCAUGCCAUUUGGCUGUUUAACAAUUGGAGAAAAGAAGGAUUAUCACAAUCCUUCGGAUGUGACAGACAAAUAUGACCUGGGUCAAAUUGUUAAAUCGGAGGAAUUCUGUGAGAUAUUCAGAGCCAAGGACAAAACUACAAUGAAAAUGUACACUUGUAAAAAGUUCCUGAAAAAGGAUGGAAGAAAAGUCCGCAAGGCUGCCAAAAACGAGAUUCUUAUCCUAAAGAUGGUGAAGCAUCCCAAUAUUCUCCAGCUGGUGGAUGUCUUUGAGACCAAAAAAGAGUACUUCCUCUUCCUUGAACUAGCAACAGGCAGAGAAGUAUUUGACUGGAUCUUGGACCAGGGCUACUACUCAGAACGAGAUACCAGUAAUGUGGUGCGCCAGGUUUUGGAGGCUGUCGCCUACCUUCACUCUCUGAAUAUUGUUCACAGAAACCUCAAGUUGGAGAACUUGGUUUAUUACAACCGCCUGAAGCACUCUAAGAUAGUCAUCAGCGACUUCCAUCUUGCUAAGCUGGAGAAUGGACUUAUAAAGGACCCUUGUGGAACACCAGAGUACCUUGCUCCAGAAGUGGUUGGUAGACAGCGCUAUGGCAGGCCAGUGGAUUGCUGGGCGACUGGUGUUAUCAUGUACAUUCUGCUGUCAGGCAACCCUCCUUUUUACGAUGAAUCUGAUGACGAUGAUUAUGAAAACCACGACAAGAACCUGUUCCGAAAGAUCCUGGCAGGGGAUUAUGAGUUCGACUCUCCUUAUUGGGAUGACAUUUCAGACUCAGCAAAGACUCUGGUUGCUCGUCUGAUGGAGGUGGAUCAAGACCAGAGACUGACAGCCCAGGAGGCUAUAAAUCAUGAAUGGAUCUCUGGAGGUGCAGCUUCAGAUAAGAACAUUAAGGAAAAUGUGUGCGCACAGAUAGAGAAGAACUUCGCCAGAGCUAAAUGGAAGAAAGCAGUGCGGGUCACUACCAUCAUGAAGAGACUAAGAUCACCUGAGUCAAAGACUACCAGCGCUGACGCUGCUGCCCCUGCAGAUACCACAUCUCCCCCAGCAGUCACAGACCCCUCCGCACCCUCUUCUGUGGCAGCACCUGAGGGAGCACCUGCUGAAGUCACAGACACCUCCGCUACAGCUAAACCUGCGCCAGAAGCCGGAGCCGGAGAGGCGGCUUCAGCUGCCGCUGAGCUCCAGCAGCCAAGCCCGCUGCCAGAGGACGCCGAGCCAACAUCGCGCUGUAACGGAGAAGCUUCUGCUGCUCUCAAUGCAGGCCCUGAAGCUGGGGAUGAGCAGGGUUAGAACCAGCAACUAGUCCUCCCUGUGUGACCUCUGAAGUCCCCACCAAGUCCUGCACACUGUACAUUAGCUGCUAGCAUGGUGACACUGACUCUGCUUCUCUCUCACUCGCAGCAUUAGUAUCAUCUCAUGAAGGCUGUGUGCUACCUUUCCUGAGUGCUGCGUUGCAUUGGCUUUUUUAUGUAUUGUGUCUUUUUUCACUGACCCUCCAGCAUUUUGUGUCUGAUUAUAUACAGCCCUUGUAUCUUUGAUCACUUAAAUUUUUGGGGAACAAACAGAUUUAUUGUCAAACUGGUUACAGUGCUGUGAAAAGUAUUUGUCCCCUUUGUAAUACUUUUUUUUGCCUAUUUGUCCCACUUAAAUGUUACAGAUCAUCAAACAAAAUUUAAUAUUAGAAUAGAUAACCUGAAUCAAUACAAAAUGCAGUUUUUAAACGAUGAUGUCAUUUAUUAAAGGGAAAACAUCCAUCCACACCUACCUGGCCCUAUUUGAAAAAGUAAUUGCCCCCUAAACCUAAUGACUGGUUGUGCCACCCACAGCAACAACUGCAGUCAAGUGUUUGCAAUAACAGGCAAUGAGUCUUUUACAUCGCUGUGGAGGAAUUUUGGCCCACUCAUCUUUGCAGAAUUGUUUCAAUUCAGCCACACUGGAGGGUCGUUGAAGGCCUGUUUAAGGUCAUGCCACAGCACCUCAAUAAGAUUUAGGUCCAGACUUUGAGUUUUCCACUCCAAAACCUUUAUUUAUAUUUUUAAGACAUUCAGAGGUGGACUUGAUGGUGUGUUUUGGAUUAUUUCCCUUGUGCAUAACCCAGUGGUGCUUGAGUUGAGGUUCCAAAUUGAUGGCCUGACAUUUUCCUUCUGGAUUGAAUGGUAGAGAGCUGCUAGUUUUACUCCCUCCAGAAAGUUCAGCCUUUGUCUUGUCUGUCUAGGGAAUAUUUUUCCCAAAGUCUUUGUGCAUCAUCAAGAUGUUUUUUGUCAAAUGUGAGAUGAGCCUUUGUGUUCUUUUUGGUCAGCAGUGGUUUUUUUGCCCAGUCUCUUUCAUCUACUUGAAUCAUGAAUCUUGACCUUACCUGAGUCAAGUGAGGCUCGCAGGUUUUCAGAUGUUGUUCAAGAUUCUUUUGUGCUCUUGGAAUAAUUUUGGUAGGCCGGCCACUCCUGGGCAGGUUCAACACUGUUCCAAGUUUUCUCCAUUUGUGGAUAAAUGGCUCUCACAUAAUUCCUGAGUCCCGAAGUUUUAGAAAUGGAUUUUUAAUCCCCUCAGGCUGAUAGAUGUCUGUGACUUUGUUUUCAUCUGUUCUUGAAUGUCUUUGGAUAGUGGCAUGAUGAGA